AUGGCCGACAGCGCCCCUCAUACCAAUGGUGACAACGGCAUCAAUGGUGACAACGGCAUCAAUGGUGUCAACGGCAUCAAUGGUGUCAACGGCAUCAAUGGUGUUAAUGGGAAUAAUGGCCUUCAAAGUUCCCACCCUCCCCGGACCCGCAUCGUCGUUGUUGGACUGGGCAUGGUGGCUAUGUCUUUCAUGGAGAAACUAAUGCAGCUGGACGCGAAGCGGAGGGAGUACAGUCUCGUUGUUAUCGGCGAGGAACCGCAUCUGGCAUACAACCGCGUUGGCCUGUCCACUUUCUUCGAGCACCGUGUCGUAGAGAACCUGUACCUAAACCCGCGAGAAUGGUACUCAUCUCUGGAGGACGAUGGAUCGCUGAAUUACCACGUCAAUACGCGCGUGGCCGAGAUCCGUCCUGCAGCAAAGAAUGUCGUGACGUCCAUGGGUGUCGUCAUCGCAUACGACAUUUUGGUUUUAGCUACGGGUUCCGAAGCCGUUUUGCCAGCUACAACGGCCGGCCACGAUAGCCAUGGCGUCUUCGUAUACAGGACAAUCGCCGACCUUGAGAAUAUGAUGCAGUUCGCAGAUGAGCACAAAGGCUCCGUCGGCGUUGCAGUCGGCGGUGGUUUGCUUGGGCUCGAGGCUGCGAAGGCAAUGGUAGACCUCGAGUCUUUCGCAUCGGUCAAAGUUGUCGACCGCAACAACUACCUGCUCGCUCGGCAGCUGGACGCCGAUGCCGGCCGGCUAGUCACCGAGGGGGUCCGUAAACUCGGACUAGACGUUUUACACAACAAACGGAUCGCCACCAUAAACACGGAUGUCGACAAAAGCGUGACCGGAAUUACGUUCGAGGACGGCGAGCAGCUAAAUUGCAGCGCUGUCUGUUUCGCGAUUGGUGUGCAGCCACGAGACGAACUGGCGAGCUCGGCUGGGAUCCGGACAGGAGAGCGCAAUGGCGGUUUUGUUGUCGGCGAAGAUCUUCAAACGUCCGUUCCUGACAUAUUUGCGAUCGGCGACUGCGCAUGCUGGCAGAACCAAACAUUUGGCAUCAUUGCCCCGGGCAUCGAAAUGGCCGAUGUACUUUCCUUCAACCUUACCGAAGGUCGCCUUGGGUCCGGCCAACCGCCACGCAAAUUCGACCGCCCUGAUCUCAGCACGAAGCUCAAGCUCCUUGGUAUUGACGUCGCAAGCUUUGGAGACUUUUUUGCAGACAGAGACGGACCAAAAUCGGUCCCGAACGGGGGAUUAAGUCCCGAAUCAGCGCCCGUCAAGGCUCUCACCUACAAAGAUCCUUUCGGAUCCGUAUACAAGAAAUACCUCUUUACACCGGACGGAAAGUAUUUGCUGGGUGGUAUGAUGAUUGGUGACACGCGCGACUAUGCCAAGCUCACCCAAAUCGUGCGUACGCAGGCAGUUCUAGAGGCGCCGCCAAGCCAGUUCAUCUUAGGUGCCCAAAAAAUUGGUGAAGAUGACGGCUCUGAUCUUACCGACGAUACACAGGUCUGCUCGUGUCACAACGUGACGAAGGGUGACGUUGUCGAAGCUGUCAAGUCAGGAAAGUGCACAGAUCUGAACGGACUGAAGGCUUGCACGAAGGCGGGUACUGGCUGUGGUGGAUGUAUUCCACUUGUGCAGAGCAUUCUCAACCGGACACUGAAAGAUCUUGGACAAGAUGUUUCCAACCACCUCUGCCCUCACUUUUCCCGGCCGCGUGCCGACCUCUACAACAUCAUCGCUGUCAAGCGCCUCACAACAUUUGAAGCUGUUAUGCGCGAUGCAGGCACAUUCCCAGAGUCACUUGGCUGCGAGAUAUGCAAGCCAACUAUCGGAUCCAUUCUAGCUAGUCUGUUCAAUGAGCCAGUGGUGUCACGACAACACCAUGACCUCCAGGACACAAACGACCGCUUCAUGGCCAACAUCCAACGCAACGGAACAUUUUCGGUUGUCCCGCGCGUGCCCGGUGGCGAGAUCACACCGAAGCAGCUGAUCGCCAUGGGCCAAGUUGCCGACAAGUACGGGCUCUACUGCAAGAUCACUGGAGGCCAGCGGAUUGACAUGUUCGGAGCACGGAAACAGGACUUGCUUGCCAUUUGGAGGGAAAUGGUGGAUGCAGGGCUCGAAAGCGGCCAUGCAUAUGCAAAGGCUUUGCGGACAGUCAAGAGUUGUGUGGGAUCGACUUGGUGCCGCUUCGGUGUAGGCGACAGCGUUGGCAUGGCUAUUCGUGCUGAGGAGCGGUACAAAAGCAUUCGGGCCCCUCACAAGAUCAAGGGGGGUGUAUCCGGUUGCGUACGCGAAUGUGCAGAGGCACAGAGCAAAGACUUCGGUCUCAUUGCAACGGAAAAGGGCUACAAUAUAUUUGUUGGCGGCAACGGCGGCGCGAAACCCCGGCACGCAGAACUUCUGGCCAAAGAUGUGCCACCAGAGGAGGUUAUUCCGAUCCUAGACCGCUACCUCAUCUUCUACAUUCGGACAGCCGACCGACUGCAGCGGACAGCUCGGUGGCUUGAAAGUCUGCCGGGAGGUAUCACCUACCUGAAAGAGGUCGUUCUUGAAGACAAGCUGGGGAUCUGUGCCGAAAUGGAGAAGCAGAUGCAGGAGCUUGUCGACAGCUAUUUCUGCGAGUGGACCGAGAUUCUUGCGGAUCCAGUCAGACAGAGCGUGUUCCGCCAAUUCGACAACACGGAUGAAGAUGUAGAGACGGUCGAGGUCGUCGUUGAGCGAGAGCAAACCAGACCAACCUACUGGUCUCAGGAGUCAGCGUCUGAGGAUUUUCGCAGUCAUCACUGGUCGCAGCUUGCCUGGGAGCCGCUCCUCGAAACGAAGCACUUUGAUGCAGACGGACGCUCGUCGGCGCAUAUCAAGCGGGGAGACACGCAGCUUGCGGUUUUCCGUGUUCGUGGCCGGUACUAUGCGACGCAGCAGAUGUGCCCGCACAAACGGGCAUUUGUGCUGUCAGACGGCUUAGUCGGUGAGCAGGCGGCCAAAGCCAAUAAAAAAUGUGCCAGUAACGGCGACAGUAGCGGCGGAAGUAAGUACUGGGUAUCGUGCCCAUACCACAAGCGCAACUUUGACCUCAACGGGGAUGUGCCUGGACGGUGCUCAAGCGACGAUUCACUGAGCAUCGCAACUUUUGCAGCCGAAGAGCGUGAUGAUGGAUGGGUGUACCUCAAUCUCCCUCCCGUGGAAGAGCUGGAUGCAAUACUCGGUACUUCGAGGUGGAAAACACGGAAGGAAGAAGCUGGUGACCCGUUUCAGAGGCUGGAUCAGAAGUUGGGGAAGUCCCAAAAGGGUCGCAAAGGCCGGAAGCCAGCAGAUAUACAGCCUCCAUCUCUACAGACCGUUUCAAUUGGCUGGUAA
Molecule: messenger RNA, 3351 nt
Organism: Sporothrix schenckii 1099-18
Lineage: Eukaryota; Fungi; Ascomycota; Sordariomycetes; Ophiostomatales; Ophiostomataceae
Product: nitrite reductase (NAD(P)H) large subunit
Exons: 8
Coding region: 1-3351 (1116 amino acids)
Biological process (GO): nitrate assimilation
Molecular function (GO): nitrite reductase [NAD(P)H] activity; NADP binding; flavin adenine dinucleotide binding
Source: RefSeq, a predicted model, not a curated record